Molecule: messenger RNA, 1539 nt
Organism: Synchiropus splendidus (mandarinfish)
Lineage: Eukaryota; Metazoa; Chordata; Actinopteri; Syngnathiformes; Callionymidae
Exons: 6
Coding region: 514-1149 (211 amino acids)
Biological process (GO): regulation of double-strand break repair; DNA damage response; protein polyubiquitination
Cellular component (GO): nucleus
Molecular function (GO): RNA binding
Source: RefSeq, a predicted model, not a curated record
GUGUUAGCAGGCGACUUGACCACGUUACCUUGUAGCGGAGGAAGAGGACCAGAGAGGGCGGAAACCGCUUUACACACUCUCUGGGCGAUAUUGUUGCGCGCGUCCUUGCAAUAUUCCUCGACUCACGGCCCAUGCAUCUGUUGAAAUAACCGUGUGACUAUUAUGUCACCAACUAUGCGUUGCAAUAAAAUAUUACUGAGUACUUGUUUUUGGAUGUGUAGAUAUUUUCCUUGCAUAAUGUAAGAGUACUACUUUCGUGAAAGUCGGCGGAGGAGCACAGUUCAGAUGCACGCAGUGACUCGUCCGAAUACGUCAUCGAUACGCGACAAAUGUUUACAGUCAGGCGAUAAAAUGACCAUUAUGUUUUAUUAUUAAAACACUAAUUAUCCGGAAGGACAGAUUGAUAGGAUAGUCUCAACAAACGCCGACUUCAUUACGCUUGAAAUAGCUUCUCAAGUUGAAGCCAUCUGAGCGGGUGAUUCGGUCCUGUCGAGUUUUGGGAAUGUGACCAACAUGGACGCAGACGCGGAGACGCUUGGUGAGCAGCUGUACAGUCGGAUCUACCCCGCGUACAAAGAGGAGGCCGGGAAACUCACAGGGAUGUUGCUGGAGCUGCCGGGUCCAACUCUGCAUCAGAUGCUGCGGGAUGAGCACAUGCUGACGUCAGCCGUGGAGAAGGCUGUCAGGGCCCUUCAAGAGCCCAGUAAAUUGAGCGAUAAGGAUGAAGAUGAUGCUUCUGCCUCAUCUGACUCCAUAGGGGAGCAGCUUUUUGAGCUGGUGAAUGUUUACAACACUGGCCACUCCCAAAAAAUCACCGGGAUGCUGCUGGAGCAGGAGAAAGACGUAGUUCUGAAACUUCUGUCCAAUCCCAAACUGCUGCAGGAGCAGGUGACCUUUGCCCUGUUGACACUAAAAGAGCAGAAUGUGGAGGAGACCGACGUCAGCGACUCUUCUGACGUCGACGACAGAGAGACGCUGGGAGAGAAACUCUUCUCACUGGUGGAGAAGCUGGAUCCACUCCGUGCCAACGAUUUAACAGGCAUGUUGCUGGAGAUGGACUCGGCUGCCCUGCUUCAGCUGCUCACCGACCGCUCAAUGCUGCAGGAAGCUGUUGAGAAAGCACAAACUGUUCUGGACUCGCAGGCUUGACCGCUCACCACAGAGGCAGAGACUCAGUGAUCUUCAUGACACAUAAGCCUGCGCUCUCCUCAGACGGAGGUCGGCGAUGGAAACCAAGUGACAUUGCUUGAAAAGGGAAACGCAUUGCAGUUAGUAGCCUGGCACCACGACAGUCAAGGAGGCUUCAGAACUGGGCCGUAAUCUGGAUCAGGUUUCUUUCACAGGGAGUUGCUCUUGAUCGUUUCCUGGGCCUCUAGAGAACUGACAGUAUUUUCAUAUUAAAAGUGUCAUGAAGUGUAUUUUUGAUUUCUGUGACAGAAUGUGUCAUUUGUGUGAGCUGCAAAAUACAAAUGUGACUCUUUAUGAAGCUGCGUAAUUAAAGAAAUAAAGCUGUAAAGUAUCUCAUGACACAAAAUAAUU